Halichondria panicea is the source of this 1195-nucleotide messenger RNA. RefSeq names its product fatty acid hydroxylase domain-containing protein 2-like. The record is from RefSeq and is a predicted model, not a curated record. Lineage: Eukaryota; Metazoa; Porifera; Demospongiae; Suberitida; Halichondriidae. Gene Ontology annotation, biological process: sterol biosynthetic process. Gene Ontology annotation, cellular component: endoplasmic reticulum membrane. Bases 86 to 1105 code for a protein of 339 amino acids. The transcript has 6 exons. Gene Ontology annotation, molecular function: iron ion binding; C-4 methylsterol oxidase activity.
CCCACCAAAAGUAAACAAUAAGCCUUAUUAUAAGGUCAAGCGUCGAGCAUCCAGAUCGAGAUUGCUGGGGCUUUACUGAGUGACAAUGGCUGCUACCCGUGGCUCUGCUUUUACAACAAAUAAGAAAAAUAUGGAGGUAGAGAGUGUCUCAACACAGUCCACAACACUGCUCUCAAGGAUGAAGAAGGCUGUUGUAUGGGUAGUGUCUAUUCUAACUGUUGUCAUUGCUCUCAAGACUGCUAUGCACUGGGAGCUAAGUGGAGCUUGGUUUGCGGCUAGGUCCUUUUUGAGCUCAGGAUGGGCUGCUCUGUAUAGAGUCUCAGGAGAGAAUGAUGUGUACAUGCAGUUGGUGAUUUUCCCCAUUGUUACAAACGUUGUGUUUGUGCUGGUCAACAGUUUCUUUGCUUUUCUGGAUUUGACUGGCAGACCUGCAUUUCUGGUCAAGUACAAGAUACAGGAGGCUAAAGCACUGCCUGUAAAUUGGCAGACUUAUAAGAAGACCAUUGUCCGUUCUGCUCUCAACUCCACAGUGACCAGUGCAGUGUUCCAGCUGACAGUGUACCCUCUCUUUGUCCUGAGGGGAACUGCCAGUGGCUAUGAGCUACCCUCAUUUCGUACUGUGGUGGCCAACCUCUUUGUGUGUAUGGUUGCUGUGGAAAUCUUUUUCUUCUACUCACACUGGUUGUUUCAUUACCCUCCGCUCUACAAAAUGGUGCAUAAGACCCAUCACGAGUGGAUAGCCCCUGUGGGGAUUGCCUCCAUCUAUUGCCACCCUCUGGAGCACUGUUUUGUCAAUCUUCUACCAGUGGCUGCUGGACCACUAAUUACAGGGGCUCACAUGUCUGUGAGUCUACUCUGGUUCUCCCUGGUGAUUAUCAGCACCACUAUCAAUCAUAGCGGCUACCACUUCCCCUUCCUGCCUUCCUCUGAGUCACACGAUUUCCAUCAUGCUAAAUUUAACCAGUGCUAUGGAGUGUUUGGGAUAUUGGAUCGCCUCCACAAUACUGACCUCAAGUUCCGUGCAAGCAAGGCUUAUACUCGUCAUACAAUACUAUUGGGGCUGAAACCAGCCAACCAACUGUACCCUGAUAAGAAAGACACUUAGUAUAAUAGUGUUGUUUGUGUGUGCAUGUGUGUGUUGUCUCUGUUGUAAAGUUGUUGUUACUAUAAUUAUUAUAGUAAAUUAUGGGGAAAA